AUGUGAGGUGCAAGGUUAUCAGCGGUGUAGUAGACAGCAGCCGCCAGUGUUUCUAUACUUGUCAUUGAAGCAACACUAUGCCAGCCCUUAACAGAGACGGCCUGAAGAUUAUACAACUCGAUGUAAAAGACGUCAGGUUCCCCACUUCACUAGGAAGCCAUGGAUCCGAUGCAUUGCAUACGGAUCCAAAUUAUUCAUGUGCCUACGUCACCAUUACCACUGAAAAUGGCAAGCAGGGCUUUGGACUGACGUUCACAUGCGGCCGCGGUACCGAGAUCAUCGUACUUACAAUUAGGGCAUUGAAGAGAUUUGUACUCGGCAAGAACGCCGCGGACAUUUUCACAGAUUUUGCUAGUUUCUGGCGAGCUAUCACUAAUGAUUCCCAGAUGAGAUGGAUUGGGCCAGAGAAAGGGGUUAUUCAUUUGGCUGUAGCGGCUAUUCUAAAUGCACUCUGGGACUUAUGGGCCAGGAUUGAAAAUAAACCUCUGUGGAGGCUAUUGGUUGACAUGGAACCGGAGGAAUUAGUGUCAACUAUUGAUUUCCGUUACAUAACUGACGUCGUUACAAAAACUGAAGCGGUGCAAUUGCUGAAAGCGAAGAAAAGUGGAAAAAACGAAAGGGUGAAAUAUUUGAACGACAAUGGAUAUCCAGCAUACACGACUCAAGUUGGUUGGAUGGGUUAUAGUGAUGAACUGGUGAAAACACUGUGCCAUAAAUAUUUAAACCUCGGCUUCACACAUUUCAAAGUUAAAGUCGGAGUCAACUUUGAAGACGAUUAUAGAAGGUGUAGUGCUGUCCGCAACCAUAUUGGCAAUGAUAAAGUUUUGAUGAUUGAUGCUAAUCAAGCGUGGAGUGUUAACGAAGCUAUAGAAUGGGUGAAGAAGCUGGCCCCUUUAAAACCAUUGUGGAUAGAAGAGCCUACAUCACCCGACGACGUGCUGGGCCACGCUACUAUAUCUAAAGCACUAAGACCAUAUGGGAUUGGUGUGGCGACAGGAGAGAUGUGCGCUAACCGCGUCAUGUUCAAGCAGUUUCUGCAGAGCGGCGGCAUGCAGUACUGCCAGAUUGACUCCGCUAGGAUCGGCAGUGUCAACGAGAUACUCUCGGUUUAUAUCAUGGCUGAGAAACUUAAAGUAAAAGUGUGUCCACACGCCGGUGGUAUAGGCCUGUGCGAGAUGGUGCAACACCUUCAGUUUUGGGACUACGCCUCUCUCUCGGGAACAAUGGAAGGGCGACUCAUAGAAUACGUAGACCAACAACAUGAACACUUCGUCGAUCCUUGUAUAGUAGAGAAUGCGAGAUAUCUGGCGCCAAAGAUACCCGGAUAUAGCACAGAGUUCCUGCCAGGAACUUUAGAAAAGUAUGCAUACCCUAAUGGUAGCGAGUGGCAGAGAAUGUUCAAAGAAGGAAUAUUUCCACCGCCCGAUGAAGCUGAACUAGUCAAUUAAUAACGACAAACUAUAUACAAAAUUAUCUUUUAUUUCAUUUAUACCUAUAUUUACAUUAAAAAACUAAUAGUCAAGCAUAAAAAAACGAGUUGUCAGUCAAAAAGUUAAAUCGUUAAUAAAUUAGCUUAAUUCUAA
Molecule: messenger RNA, 1583 nt
Organism: Galleria mellonella (greater wax moth)
Lineage: Eukaryota; Metazoa; Arthropoda; Insecta; Lepidoptera; Pyralidae
Product: mitochondrial enolase superfamily member 1-like
Exons: 9
Coding region: 78-1448 (456 amino acids)
Biological process (GO): carbohydrate catabolic process; amino acid catabolic process
Molecular function (GO): magnesium ion binding; L-fuconate dehydratase activity
Source: RefSeq, a predicted model, not a curated record